GAAAGUGGACGUUCUCCUGAAGAGGAGGUUGUAGACGGACUUGACCAGCGCCAUGACGGUUGAUGAGUGCGCACUGCGCAGGAGCGGAAGCUGGGGCACUGGACGGCAGGAAGAGGGUCGGCCCGGUCGAAAGAAGCUAGGACCUCUCUAAAGACGAGUGUAAAAGGUGAGAGGUGAGGUCUGAACACACAACCUGCAUUAUGGGCAGGAGAUACUACUGUGACUACUGUGACCGGUCCUUUCAGGACAACAUGCACAACAGGAAAAAACACCUGAACGGCGUUCAGCAUCACAGAGCUAAAAAGGCCUGGUUCGACCAUUUUAGAGACACAGCAGCCUUUCUAUAUGACGAGCAAACAAAGAAACCAUGCCGGAAGUUUCUCCAAAAAGGAAUAUGUGACUUUGGCCCAAACUGCAGGUUCUCUCACUUGUCUGAACAGGAGCUGUUUAACCUAAAAAGACAGGUGGAAGAUGAAACACAGCACAGAGAGGACUCUCAGGACAGACUGAGGCCUGGGCGAAGUGUAGAAGAAUGGCUCUCCAGAAGGGAGAAGAGGCGAUCUGCCCUCGGUGGCAAAGGAGAUCUAAAAGAUAAGGAAGACAGUGAAGAGGGCCCAACAGAAAGUGACGUACCUCAACAGCUUUUCUCCAUUCCUGACCUUCCGCCAUCACUUCUACCUCCUCCUCCGGGCGGAUGGAAAGUCAAAGUGAACACUGAAUGGGGUUGAGAGGUAUUCACCAAUGGGUGGGAAUCACUGUUUAAUGUGACAAAUGCUACAGACACAGUUGUUGUUAGGAAAAAGUUUUUAGUCGAUACUAAAAAGCUGUUUCUAUUUCUAAUUUUAAAAAUGGGAAUACAAUACUUGAAGUAGCCAGUUUAAAAUGAGUAAAAUUUAAUUUGUAUUUACUGAAAACAACAUUUUUCAAACAAAAUGUGAGACUAGGAGUUUCUAUAAGGGCAAUAAUCCUGAUUGCGUGUCGUGGCUGCACCAAUCAGCAGCUUUACAACAAAGCUCAAAUACGGGAUUGCUGAGCAGAUGGAAAGUUUUUAGUUUUGUUGUUUUAAUACUAUUUAAUCCUGAACUACAUCACUGAAGGAAUAACUGAUUUCAUGACUUUUAAUUAUCUGAAUCAGUUUUUGAAUCAUCUGUUUUACCUAAUUGUGUUAAACUCAUUCAGUUGUCUUUUAUUCAUGACUUAAUACAUUUAUAAAUUACAUUGGCCUUUUAAAAACAUCUGUUAGAUUAUUCCUCCUAACUGGGGUUGUGGUGAGAUGUAUAUACUUUGAAGUGUUGACACCAGAAUCCUCAUUAAGAUGAGAACCCACUAGUGGGUCCCUAAUUGUACCAUUUUACACUAUUCUGCUCAUCAACAGCAGAGGCAACACAACAACAAAUAGCAAUGUAAUGCAAACGUAGACUGUGAAAAAGUAGAUUGAUAGCAAGCAAAUGUGGAUGCAAACUGAAUAAUUUAAAAUCUUUACCAAAAAAAAGAAAACUGAAUGUAAACAGGAAAACUUCACAAGGUUCCUUCAAAUAAAGGAUGGUCAGUAAAACGUU
This is a messenger RNA of Scophthalmus maximus (turbot), 1559 nucleotides long. RefSeq names its product zinc finger, matrin-type 5 (gene zmat5). Gene Ontology annotation, cellular component: U12-type spliceosomal complex. The transcript has 6 exons. The record is from RefSeq and is a predicted model, not a curated record. Lineage: Eukaryota; Metazoa; Chordata; Actinopteri; Pleuronectiformes; Scophthalmidae. The coding region runs from base 201 to 728 and encodes 175 amino acids. Gene Ontology annotation, molecular function: zinc ion binding.